GUUGAAACAAGUUUCUGUCGAAAGGCUACGGAAACCCUGCAGGAAGAAGGUGUUGCUGUUCUGACUGGGAAGCCUGGAAACGGAAAAACAAGCGCUGCCGUGCACAUCAUGCUGAGUCCUUCAUACGAAAAGUGGGUUAAGCAAAAGUUUACGUCAUGGUCCUACUUUAAAUUAGUAGAUGCAGCAAAAGAUACACUUGUUUUUAUAGACAAUAUCUAUGAUGGUACAUUGUAACAUGUAUAGUCAUGAACUUGAUAAAUGGUGGGAUACUUUUAGUAAUGUCGUUAGUGAAUCUCGGAAGAAAUCUAAGGGAAAAGUAAGAAUAUUAAUUACAGCAAAGGAAAACGUGAUAGACAAAGCAUGCCAAUACAUGCGAAGAAGAACUUCAGUAUUUCGUGAGAAGUUCUUCAUUCGAACAGAAAAAUUUGAAUUAUCCAGUGAAGAAAAGGAAGCUAUUCUAGAUAAACAAAUUGAAUAUGCAAAAACUGUUGAAGGUCUUGAUCCUCCAAAGAUAGACCCUGACUUUAUAAGAAAAUUGAAAAAUUUAAAAAGUGUCAUUGGUUUUCCUCUCUGUGCUCAUUUGUAUGCAUGCGUAAAAGAUUAUAGGGAUUCUGGUAUACAUUUUUUUCAAGAACCAAUACAAUACAUUAGGAGGCAAAUCAAAUAUGAAAUUGAUGUUGAUCGAACUGACAAAGUUAAAUCAUUAUUUCUUGUCAUGUUCCUUCAUCAAAUACAAGUGGACACUGAAGGUGUUUUUGACUCCAUUAGUUUGAAAGAUCCCAAGUAUUGCGUAAGGUUUUUAAAAGAACACUAUCCAGGAUUAAUUGAUGAUUUACAUUUGAGGUCGAAUUCAUUUACCAAACUUUCAGACGUAGCAAAUGAAAUCAUGAAAAUUAACCUUAUUACACCAGUUAGGGAGGGGGUAUUUGCAUUUAAACACCAAACAAUUUGCCAAGCAGUAGGACAUUACUUUUUUACAGAACAUUUUGAUGAAGUCCUGAAAUACUUUCCCGUAAAUGCAUUUGUGUGUGAAGAAUUUGUGUGUAGGGAGGAAAAGGAGUACGAUGAUAUGGCAUCUCGUCUUUAUAGGGAAGUAGAGAAAGGAAACCAUUCAAAAGUAUUCUCUUGUAGGGUUUUCAUGAAUCGUGCAUUUGGGGAGCACUUUUGUAGUAUAAUAGAGAAUUCCAAAAACGUGAGGAGAUUUUUGUUAGUUCCAGGAGACCAUUCUCUUCCAAUAACAUUUUGGGUGAGGAAAAAUCAUUUAUUUCAUUUAUCAGCAUCGAUUCAAAGCAUUAUAGAAAGGCAUGCAAACAAACACAGAGAACUUUACUUUUAUCUUGAACUUUUCGGAGAAUGCUGUGCCGAUGAUGAAAAUUUGCUUAAAAAAACAGACACAACUUCUCUUCUUACACUUGAGGAAGCAAAAACUGCAGUUUUGAAUUACAGAGAUGGCGCAGGAAAAUCCAUUAUUCACAUAAUAGUGUCACUAGAAAUACCCGACAUAGACGUUUCAACUAUCGUUGUUCAUCUACUUCGCGACAUGGAAAAGCAUCCAUUGUACACCUUUCAGCUUAUCUCUAGCAUCCGAGAGGAGUCACUGCUUACAGCUUUGGCAAGCCAUAAUAAAAACAGUCGAGUUUUAACGAUACUAACCUUACUUCAGGGGCUUAAUUCUUUAAAUGUCGAAGGAUAUUUACUAAUCUUCAACACAGUGUCGGUAUUUUCGUCUUAUGAAUAUCACAGUAUGAUAGAGCUAGAGGUUUUGCUAAGGACAUGUAUUAUUUUAAUAUACUGCAAUUGUGAAUCCAUGGAAAAUCGUGAUAAAGCAGUAAUCACUUGCAAAAACAUGAAGUAUCAGAAGGUUACAGACUUAUUAUCAAUUGAUUCAAAACAGGAAACUAAAAUGUCUGCAAGCAUUGAUAAAUUUGUUGACAAAAUAUGCACAGAAAAGUGUGCGGUAAAUUUCAGCGUUCCAAACCCCAUGAAUUUACUGUCUUCAGAUAUGAUGGCAUCGAUUCGAAAAUGCAUACAACUUCUUGGAAAGGUUUAUUUUAAGGAAAUUAAUUUCUAA
Messenger RNA from Saccostrea echinata, 2071 nucleotides. RefSeq lists its product as uncharacterized. The coding region runs from base 218 to 2071 and encodes 617 amino acids. Lineage: Eukaryota; Metazoa; Mollusca; Bivalvia; Ostreida; Ostreidae. The record is from RefSeq and is a predicted model, not a curated record. The transcript has a single exon.